Cavia porcellus (domestic guinea pig) is the source of this 1412-nucleotide messenger RNA. RefSeq names its product tryptophanyl tRNA synthetase 2, mitochondrial (gene Wars2). The record is from RefSeq and is a predicted model, not a curated record. Gene Ontology annotation, biological process: mitochondrial tryptophanyl-tRNA aminoacylation. The transcript is spliced from 6 exons. Gene Ontology annotation, molecular function: ATP binding; tryptophan-tRNA ligase activity. The coding region runs from base 90 to 1172 and encodes 360 amino acids. Gene Ontology annotation, cellular component: mitochondrion; mitochondrial matrix. Lineage: Eukaryota; Metazoa; Chordata; Mammalia; Rodentia; Caviidae.
GCGCAUGCGCAACAAGCAAAAGGCUCAGUGAGACUGGAGCAGGCUCUUAGUGACGUCAUCCAGGAAACGCCAGCUGCGCCCUUCUCAAGAUGGCGUUACACGCAAUGCGGAAAGCGCGUGGAUGCAGGAGUGUCAUCCGGGCACUUCACAAAGGACCCGAAGUUGCUCCCACUUCUCAGAAAGACAGCAUGGAGCGAGUGUUUUCCGGUAUUCAACCUACAGGAAUCCUCCACCUGGGAAAUUACCUGGGAGCCAUUGAGAGCUGGGUGAAGUUACAGGAUGAGUAUGACACAGUGCUUUACAGUAUUGUUGACCUCCACUCCCUCACUGUCCCUCAAGAUCCGACCGUCCUUCAGCAGAGCAUCCUAGACAUGACUGCUGCUCUCCUUGCCUGUGGCAUAAACCCAGAGAAAAGCAUCCUCUUUCAGCAAUCUCAGGUUUCUGAACACACACAAUUAAGUUGGAUCCUUACCUGCAUGGUCAGACUGCCUCGAUUACAACAUUUACACCAGUGGAAGGUGAAGACUGCCCAACAGAAACAUCAUGGAAUGAUGGGUCUGCUCACAUACCCAGUACUCCAGGCUGCUGACAUUCUAUCCUACAAGUCCACACACGUUCCUGUUGGAGAAGAUCAAGUCCAACACAUGGAGUUAGUUCAGGAUCUAGCACAAAGUUUCAACAAGAAAUACGGUCAGUUCUUUCCAGUACCCCAGUCCAUUCUAACAUCUAUGAAGAAAGUGAAAUCCCUCCGUGACCCUUCUGCCAAAAUGUCAAAAUCAGACCCUGACAGAUUGGCCACUGUCCGGAUAACAGACAGCCCAGAGGAGAUAGUGACUAAAUUCCGUAAGGCUGUGACAGACUUCACUUCUGAGGUCACCUAUGACCCUGCUAGACGAGAGGGCGUCUCCAACCUGGUGGCAAUCCACGCUGCAGUAACAGGACUCUCCGUGGAGGAAGUGGUCCACCGUAGCAUAGGCAUUGAUACUGCCCACUACAAGCGGGUGGUAGCGGAGGCUGUGAUUGAGAAAUUUGCUCCAAUUAAGAAUGAAAUCGAAAAACUGAAGAUGGACAAGCAAUAUUUAGAGAAGGUUUUACACACUGGAUCAGCAAAGGCCAAAGAAUUAGCAUAUCCUGUGAUCCAAGAAGUGAAGAAAUUGGUGGGUAUUCUAUAGGAAGCUUGAAAGUAACCACAAAAGGAUCUGUAUUUUGCAGUCUGGACACUGUAUUAAAGUUAGCUUUCUCCAGUUUCUGCACACACAAAUACACACGGAGCUUGGGGCUAUUUAAAUCAUUUAAUUUUGUAUAGCUUAUUAUUGGUUUCCUUUAAUGAAUAAGGUUUUAUAGUGUUCAAAUAAUGUUCCAAAUCUCAUCAAUGAAAUAUGAUCAGAAAAUAAAAAAUACUAAAGAAGGCA